AUGUUGUGCCAUACAAACUUAGAACGUCUACACCUAAAUACCCCAAAUGUCCAAACCACACCCAGAAACAUUGUGAACUUUACUUUACUUAGAUUAAAAAUAAAUGAUUUGCAAGAAAGUCUUAAAGAGCUAGAGAAAGACAUCUGUCCUACAUAUGAAGAAAUUAAGAUACAUUUAAAGUCUGAAAAAGUCAACUUGGAAAAACACUACAAACAACUGACAACAUCUGUCACCAAACAAGGAGAAGACUGGCAAAGAGAAAUUAACAUCAUUGUCAACAAACAGAAAUCUGAAAUUGAUCAGAUGAAAACUAAACACAGCAUACUUGAUUUGAGGAAAAUACUUGAAACCAAUGAUGUCUCCCUAACCUCCGCAUACAAAUCAAGGAAUGCUGAAUUCAGAAGGUUACCCCCUAAGGUCAAUGUUACAUUGCCAAGUUUUUCGCCCCAUCAGAUCAACAUAGAACAGCUCCAUCAAAUGUUUGGUUCUCUGUCAGCAUUAUCCAUUACAACAGAAGAACAUGGCUACACAAUGAAGACAUCAGAAGCUGUAUCCUGUCCUCCAGUCAAACCACUGCUUGAUGAACCAGAGCUCAUCACCACCAUAGACACCGGUUAUGGGCAAAUGUGCAGCGUUACCAUGCUCAAUGAUGAAGAAAUUUGGACAUGUGGGAAAGAAAAUAUUAUGAAACUCUUUAAUUUCCAGGGCGAACUACUGAAGUCAAUCCAAACGAAGUCAGGGAAAAUUCCAUGUGACAUAGCAGUGACAAGGAGUGGAGAUCUAGUUUAUACCGACUCUGAUAGAAGAACUGUAAACAGAGUGAAGAAUGAACACAUAAAAAAGGUGAUAAAACUGCAAGGAUGGAGACCUUACCAUGUCUGUAGUACCUUCUCUGAUGAUCUCCUGGUUACUAUGGACAGUGAUGAAGAUAAACAAUCAAAAGUUGUCCGUUACGCUGGCUCCAUAGUGAAACAAACCAUUCAGUUUGAUAGUGAAGGUAAACCUCUGUAUUCAUCUGGGUACUUUAAAUACAUGUGUGAAAACAGAAACCUAGAUAUCUGUGUGGCUGAUUGUGAAGCUCAAGCUGUAGUGGUGGUUAAUCAGGCAGGAACACCCCGAUUUAAAUACACUGGUCAUCCCUUUACUACCGAGGAGGAAGAAUUCUAUCCACAUGGAAUAACAACAGACAGCCAGAGUCAGAUCCUCAUCGCAGACUAUUAUAACCGAAGGGUCCACAUCCUAGAUCAGGAUGGACAGUUCCUCCGUUACAUUGAUAACUGUGAUCUAGAGCACCCAUAG
This is a messenger RNA of Saccostrea cuccullata (small rock oyster), 1299 nucleotides long. RefSeq lists its product as uncharacterized. Gene Ontology annotation, biological process: proteasome-mediated ubiquitin-dependent protein catabolic process; negative regulation of translation; protein polyubiquitination. Gene Ontology annotation, molecular function: protein binding; ubiquitin protein ligase activity; translation repressor activity. The transcript is spliced from 3 exons. The record is from RefSeq and is a predicted model, not a curated record. NCBI's taxonomy places the organism in Eukaryota, Metazoa, Mollusca, Bivalvia, Ostreida, Ostreidae. Bases 1 to 1299 code for a protein of 432 amino acids.